Molecule: messenger RNA, 1155 nt
Organism: Closterium sp. NIES-65
Lineage: Eukaryota; Viridiplantae; Streptophyta; Zygnematophyceae; Desmidiales; Closteriaceae
Source: the annotation of a GenBank genome assembly
AUGGUCGUCAGGGUCCAGUAUCAACCACCCAACUCUCCCUCCCCUCCUCAUCCGCGCAUCCCAAGCUCGUUCAUGCGCAGCACCCAACUCUCCCUCCCCUCCUCAUCCGCGCAUCCCAAGCUCGUUCAUGCGCAGCACCCAACUCUCUCCAUCCCCUACUCACCCGCGCAUCCCAAGCUCGUUCAUGCGCAGCACCCAACUCUCCCAUCCCCUACUCACCCGCGCAUCCCCCUCUCGUUCAUGCGCAGCACCCAACUCUCCCUCCCCUCCUCAUCCGCGCAUCCCAAGCUCGUUCAUGCGCAGCACCCAACUCUCCCAUCCCCUACUCACCCGCGCAUCCCAAGCUCGUUCAUGCGCAGCACCCAACUCUCCCAUCCCCUACUCACCCGCGCAUCCCCCUCUCGUUCAUGCGCAGCACCCAACUCUCCCUCCCCUCCUCAUCCGCGCAUCCCAAGCUCGUUCAUGCGCAGCACCCAACUCUCUCCAUCCCCUACUCACCCGCGCAUCCCAAGCUCGUUCAUGCGCAGCACCCAACUCUCCCAUCCCCUACUCACCCGCGCAUCCCAAGCUCGUUCAUGCGCAGCACCCAACUCUCCCAUCCCCUACUCACCCGCGCAUCCCAAGCUCGUUCAUGCGCAGCACCCAACUCUCCCAUCCCCUACUCACCCGCGCAUCCCAAGCUUGUUCAUGCGCAGCACCCAACUCUCCCUCCCCUCCUCAUCAGCGCAUCCCAAGCUCGUUCAUGCGCAGCACCCAACUCUCCCAUCCCCUACUCAUCCGCGCAUCCCAUGCGCCUCCAUGCGCAGCUCCCAACUCUCCCUCCCCUACUCAUCCGCGCAUCCCAUGCCUGUGCAUGCGCAGCUCCCAACUCUCCCUCCCCUUCUCAUCCGCGCAUCCCAUGCCUGUCCAUGCGCAGCUCCCAACUGUCCCUCCCCUACUCAUCCUCGCAUCCAAUGCCUGUCCAUGCGCAGCUCCCACCACUCCCUCCCCUACUCAUCCGCGCAUCCCAUGCCUGUGCAUGCGCAGCUCCCAACUCUCCCUCCCCUUCUCAUCCGCGCAUCCCAUGCCUGUCCAUGCGCGGCCUAUCCCACACCACACUCCUCCACUCAUCCGCUAGAUGCACGGCGUGCAUACACAUACAUCGAUGGCGUUUAA